This is a messenger RNA of Rotaria sordida, 834 nucleotides long. Lineage: Eukaryota; Metazoa; Rotifera; Eurotatoria; Philodinida; Philodinidae. The record is from the annotation of a GenBank genome assembly.
AUGGGAUCGAAUAAAGGUGGUUUUAAAUCAUUUGAAUGGGAUCUUAAAAGUGGAUAUAAACCAAUGCAAUGGCGUUCAACAGUUUCAGCACCAUUAUGUGCACUUUGUAAUAAAGCUGUUUUUCCAGCUGAAGAAGUUAUUGGUGCUGGACAAAAAUAUCAUAGAUUUUGUCUCAAAUGCAUUUCAUGUAAUACAUUACUCAAUUCAGGUAAUGUAAAUGAACAUGAUAAAAAAAGUUAUUGUAUCAGUUGUUAUCGUCGUCAAUUUGGUCCACGAGGAGUUGGUCGUGGUUUUGGAACAACAUCAUCAAUUAAUUUAGAAACACCACCAAGUAGUCCAAGUUCAAAUGGAACAAGAUCUAAUUGUCAUAGUGAAAUAACUGAUAAUAUUGAUAGUCUUCGUCAUGAACGAAAAACAUCAACAGGUUCAUCACCAUCUCGUACAUCAUCUGAUGAUGAUUCACGUCAUAGUAAUUCACUUAUGAACAGUGUUACAUAUAUUGGUGGUGUUACAACAAGACAAACAAUAUCAACUCUUCCACGUCCUUCAUCAAUGAAUUCAACAAAUGGUUCAUCAUUUCGUUUAAAAUCAAUAUCAGGAAAUAUUUGUCCACGUUGUUCAAAAUGUGUUUAUUCAGCUGAAGAAGUUAAAGCUGCUGGAAAAUCAUAUCAUAAACGAUGUUAUACAUGUGGACAUUGUAAAAAUAGUAUCAAUGCUGGUCGAUAUUCAGAACAUGAAGGAGAACUUUAUGAUAAUAAUUGUUAUCAACGAUUGUUUGGUCCAAAAGGUAUUGGUUAUGGUAUUGGAUCAGGAACAUUAUCAACAGGAAAUUAA